This is a messenger RNA of Mercurialis annua (annual mercury), 831 nucleotides long. Its product is annotated as ATP synthase protein MI25-like. The transcript has a single exon. Gene Ontology annotation, biological process: proton motive force-driven ATP synthesis. NCBI's taxonomy places the organism in Eukaryota, Viridiplantae, Streptophyta, Magnoliopsida, Malpighiales, Euphorbiaceae. Bases 14 to 607 code for a protein of 197 amino acids. The record is from RefSeq and is a predicted model, not a curated record. Gene Ontology annotation, molecular function: proton transmembrane transporter activity.
AGAAGCUUUCUAAAUGAGAUUGAGUUCCACGAAUAUGCAGGCUAGAAAGAUGUUAUUUGCUGCUAUUCUAUUUAUUUGUGCAUUAAGUUCGAAGAAGAUCUCAAUCUAUAAUGAAGAAAUGAUAGUAGCUCGUUGUUUUAUAGGCUUUAUCAUAUUCAGUCGGAAGAGUUUAGGUAAUACUUUCAAAGUGACUCUCGACGGGAGAAUCCAGGCUAUUCAGGAAGAAUCGCAGCAAUUCCCCAAUCCUAACGAAGUAGUUCCUCCGGAAUCCAAUGAACAACAACGAUUACUUAGGAUCAGCUUGCGAAUUUGUGGCACCGUAGUGGAAUCAUUACCAAUGGCACGCUGUGCGCCUAAGUGCGAAAAGACAGUGCAAGCUUUGUUAUGUCGAAACCUAAAUGUUAAGUCAACAACACUUUCAAAUGCCACUUUUUCCCGUCGCAUCCGUCUUCAGGACGAUCUAGUCACAGGGUUUCACUUCUCAGUGAGUGAAAGAUUUUUCCCCGGGUGUACGUUGAAAGCUUCUAUAGUAGAACUCAUUCAAAAGGGCUUGGUGGUCUUAAGAAUGGUUCGGGUGGGGGGUUCUCUUAAGAAUAAAGAAGAUUAAUAGAAUCUAAUUCAUUUCAUGCUAACAGAAGAGCGGAUCCAAUACCAAGACGACUUCUUUCUCAGGAAGUGCAGCAAGUACUUGAUAAAUUAAAGGUUGGGGAGCCCCCGUUUUCUUCCAGAAGAAGCAGGAGCCUUGUGCAUUGAUUAUCGGGCGCUCAACAAGGUAACCUAGCCAUCAAGAACAAGUAUCCACUUUGAUUGCAGACUUCUUCGCCCAGAAGC